AUGUACUUUUACGUAUGCGCGAGUAUGAGACGGUACUUGGGACAAAGCGCAAGGGGCGGCAUUGUGACUUGGGGGUGUCAGGACCACCUUCAAAGUGCCCCGAAAUGUGGCUCUCCCGGGAACCCUGUCUUGAGUAGCAGCCCCAAACACCAAACCCCAAGUUCGAUGGACCACAACAACAAAUUGAUGGACGGGGACCACGGGAUUAGCAGAGAAUUAUCGUUUUCUCGAAGGCUGCCCGCCCCUUCUGCCUCCCCCUCCCCAGACACAAUCCUCUCUGGGACCUCCCCUGAUCUCAGUGGUGGAAGAAGGUACCUUUCGAGUCGUCGUUUCCUUCUGCCCGGCACUGCAGCAAGUUUUUCGUUCUUCUUUUCUAGUCGAGAGAACCGCGCUCCGAAAUAUGGGAACACAUACCUAGUGAACAACGGGGUAAGUCAAAGAGACUGCCUGCCGUCUCGUCAUUGUCGUGGUCGUCGUACCUAUCGGCUGGCCCAGAUUUCUCAAUGGGAUCGCUGA
Molecule: messenger RNA, 516 nt
Organism: Colletotrichum paranaense
Lineage: Eukaryota; Fungi; Ascomycota; Sordariomycetes; Glomerellales; Glomerellaceae
Exons: 1
Coding region: 1-516 (171 amino acids)
Source: RefSeq, a predicted model, not a curated record